This is a messenger RNA of Porites lobata, 1643 nucleotides long. Lineage: Eukaryota; Metazoa; Cnidaria; Anthozoa; Scleractinia; Poritidae. The record is from the annotation of a GenBank genome assembly.
CUUCGUCAAAAACUGGUCACAUACAUCGAGGAAAAGGUUACUUUUUAGUAAUUUUAUAUGAUUUUUAGCUUCUAUGGAGUCAAGAAUAUACAUUAUCUUCGUAACUACCUUAUUGGUACAUGAUUUCGCUGUCACUUAAUUUUGAGAUUGUGGCGAGACAUUAUUUCGAGGGGUUUUAUUCUCGUGAUUUUAAUAGGCAACUUUUAAAUAAGGGUAUUAAAUUUCACGAUUUAAGAGUUCUCAACUUCAUUUUGUUUUUCAAAAUGACUCCGAACUUAUUUUUACAAUUUUAUUCUUUUUGGGGUUAUGUCAAGCAUGCCUCGAUUACAGUACUCCUUUUUUUAGGAUAAUAGUAAAAUUUACCAACCGAAUUAAGGAAACGCACCGUGAGUGAAAACAAACAAAACCGUAUGGAAAGUCGAGAUGCAUAUUCCACAAAUUCAAUUUUAGCUUGAAACCUAGUUAAGCCAUCCUCGGCACAACAUGCAGAAAGUAUUGCUAAUUCAUGAGUCGGUUUAUAGUUUGGAAAGCAGGUAGAGUACAGUAGAAUUUUACAGACCUCCAAGGGAAAAAACAUCAACAAUUCAAAACAAGCUCUGGAAAAAAAAACACAUCUGAAAAACUCUGCCUUUGCAUCAUACUUAGUACACUUCGCUGUCACUACAUGACCAAAUGCACGUGUUUUUAACUACUACAACCAAGACAACUGAAUCUUGAGGACUAUUGUACCCGCUCUUGGGAACGAUCCUUAACAAUUCAAUUCCAGGAAACUCGCUUACAGAGAUAAAAAAAAAGCGAUAAAGUUUGAAGAGGCUUGAAUUCACUUCUGGUGUAAGUAAUGUUUUCUCGUCUAGCCUUCCUGUAGCCGCACCCCUCCCCGACAAAGGAAAAACGUUUUUCCUUGGUCGGGAGGGGGAGGGGGCAGGGUGCGGCUACCCUUAUAGAACUUAUCGUCGUUUUGGUUGUUUUAUGGAGCUCCUUGAUAUGAAUACCGCAGCCGCUAUAAUAAGAGUAGAACUCAUUAAAGGGUUCCACUGCGAAAAGUUACAAUGCAGCGGACAUCAGACCACAGACAUGAAGAACCACUUUUUUUUCAUAUUCUACCGUAAAUCAAAUGACACACGCCAGUCUUGUCCGUUUUUGACUGUCCUUUUUUGGAGAAAAAUUUUGGUACAUCUGAAAACAUUGGAAACGUGAGAGCUAUCGCAAAAAAGGUAACUUUCCCGUUUAAAUUUACAUCUAUAAGUUGUUUGUUUUCUUUCUUUAAGAUGUACUUGAAGAUGAACAUGUCGAAGUACAGUUCCGCAAAAUACUCACAGGUCGAGGAUAAGGCUGAAUUUGAAGAAAACCCAGCGGGACGAGCAGCUCAAGCAAGGAAUAGGCCAAUACCACCCCCCAGAAACCUUAAAUGGACCAGUUUUCGACAGCCGAGCAAUAACCAACAGGGUGAAAUAGUGUAGACAGAAUGGAUACCUUCAAACAAGGUUUUGUCCUCAGAUAAAAUACACUAAGGGCGAAAGCAGAAAAUUUUAUUUACGCCUUAGGCUGUUUAGUUAUAAUCCAGGAUUAGAGAAUUUGAUUCCCAAUUGUGUUUACCUUCAUAUAGAUUGUUUAGAGUAUCAUAAAUAUGUCUUAACCCUGAG